Messenger RNA from Caenorhabditis bovis, 1176 nucleotides. The record is from the annotation of a GenBank genome assembly. NCBI's taxonomy places the organism in Eukaryota, Metazoa, Nematoda, Chromadorea, Rhabditida, Rhabditidae.
AUGAACGGAUCAUAUCGCGCGCGGAUUUUGAGUCGCAAUGGAAGUUCGCCGCCUUGGAUGGAUCGAAAUUUCGAAAACUCGACGAGAAGCUCGCCGUGCACAAGUCCGGCUGUUGCAUCUACGUCUGACAGCUGCGAUAUUCUUAACGAAGAUCCAAGGAGUCGAUCGACGCGAAAUUCCAUGUUUUUGUUCAGCUCCGACGGCAAUUUAAACUCGGAAGCUUGCGAAGAAAUGGAGGAUAUUGAUGAGAGGUCUGUAAUGCACUACGAGCUCGGAUUUUACGACAAAACCGACGGGGAUUGUAUUCGCGGAACACUCACAUUUGCGCUAAGAUAUGAUUUUAUUCAUAGAGUUCUAAUGCUUCACGUCCUUCGAGCCAACCAUCUUCCGGUUGAGGAGAAAGGCGGCACCGUGGAUCCUUAUGUGAAAAUGUAUUUGCUUCCUGAGCGAAGGAAUCAUUGCAAAACACGAAUUUGUAAAAAGACGGUUGACCCAGAAUUUAACGAAAUGUUCUCUUUUGAUGUCUCUUUCAGCACGCUGCCAAAUCGAAUGUUACAGUUCACUGUUUACGAUUUCGAUCGAUUCACUCGUCACGGGCUCAUUGGAAACGUUAUCAUGCGCGAUUUGUUCGACAAAUCCGAUCUGUAUUCAUGGACCGAAUACACUAUGCACAUUGUCGGCAGUCAGGAGAAAAACGAUUAUGGGGAUCUUUUGCUCUACCUUUCUUACUCGAAUACUGAUCAGAAAUUGUCGAUUACUGUGGCGAAAGCGUAUAAUCUCAGACCCAUGGAUAUAACUGGUGCAUCUGAUCCAUACGUUAAAAUUGAGCAAAUUUAUCGCGGAAAGCGUGUAAAAUUACGGAAAUCUUCAACAAAACGGGCGAAUCUCAAUCCGGUCUAUCAUGAGACAUUGGAGUUUGACAUUCCAAUGUCUCAAAUUGCUGAAACCAAUAUGCUAGUACAAGUUAUGGAUUGGGAUAGAAUUGGCAAAGAUGAUCUCCUUGGGUGCUGUAUUCUCGGCCACGAAAGUCCGACGCCGGAAGGAAAAGCGCAGUGGGAAAACUGCUUAUUGGCGAUUUCUCAACCAGGACAUAAGACAAAACCGGUUGGUCAGUGGCACACCAUUCUUCCCGAAGUUCCAGACGCAUUCCGUGACAUUCCAAAAGCGAAAAAAUAA